Messenger RNA from Lobosporangium transversale, 4224 nucleotides. Its product is annotated as multi drug resistance-associated protein MRP. Gene Ontology annotation, biological process: transmembrane transport. Gene Ontology annotation, molecular function: ATP hydrolysis activity; ABC-type transporter activity; ATP binding. Gene Ontology annotation, cellular component: membrane. The transcript has 7 exons. Bases 1 to 4224 code for a protein of 1407 amino acids. The record is from RefSeq and is a predicted model, not a curated record. Lineage: Eukaryota; Fungi; Mortierellomycota; Mortierellomycetes; Mortierellales; Mortierellaceae.
AUGGUGCUACUUGAACAAACCAGUCAGCACCAGUUCAUAGCUUUUGCUGCAUACUUUGCCCUCAACACUCUUGGCUUCAUUGUUGAAGCCUGGCCUCGAGGGCGGACUCAAGCUCAGCGCAAGAGCAACGUCAGUCGGUUCAGCAAGGCUAAUUUGUGCAGUCGUGCCACGUUCCACUAUCUACAGCCAAUUGUUUCGUUGGGGUACAGGAACCCGCUCUCUAUCAAGGACAUUGCUGGGAUGAUGCCUGAUCGUAUUCAAACUGCAGCUAGCCACAGUCGUCUGAACCGAACAUGGGAGUAUGAGCUGGAGAAACAGAGAACUCACGGAAGAAAACCAAGUUUAUUUCGUGCUAUUUUGAAGGCUUCUGGGCGGGAUUGGAUACCCGUCAUGGUUUUUCGUCUCUUGGCCUCCACCUUUAUUUAUAUUCUGCCUCAGCUCCUUAAAGAGUUGCUUGCAUUCAUCAACUCUUACCAGACCCCGAAUCCACAGCCGCUUCCGCUUGGUAUCAUUCUGUCCUUUGGAAUGUUCUUUACCUCCAUAUUGAGCUCGUUCUUCAUGGCUCAGUACUUCCAAUGGGGCAUCAAUGUCGGUAUCCAGGCCAGAACUGGGCUUAUUGCCAUGGUCUAUCGAAAGUCACUUAAACUUUCGAGCGCUGCCAAGCAAAAAUCCACUGCGGGUGAAAUCACUAACCACAUGUCGGUUGAUGCAGAGAAAUGGGCAGACGCAAGCGUCUUCUUACCUAUGCUCCUCUCCACUCCCUUUGAGUUGGCAAUAGCUAUCUGGAUGCUUUACUUACAAAUUUCAUGGUCCGUAUUUGUCGGUCUUGCAACGGUUCUCGCCUUAACCCCAAUCCAAGGGAUGAUUGCCAAGUUCUAUAUGAAGGCCAAGGAACGCAAACUGGAGGCUAUGGAUGAGCGUGUCCGCCUUAUGAACGAGUUGUUGACCUCUAUCAAGGUGAUCAAGUUGUACGGAUGGAGCGACUCAUUCCGAGAACGUGUUACCUAUUAUCGUAACCGUGAAGUAGCCACACUCCGAAAGAUCGGUGUGGUUUUCUCUUUUAUGUCCAUCAUGUUCCAGUCCGUCCCCCUUUUGGUGGCUCUUGUCUCGUUUGCAGUUUUUGCAACACAUGGUGGCCCUGACUUUGGUCCCGGAGAUAUCAAUCCACAGCGUGUGUUUGUUUCCAUUACCUUGUUUGGAUUGUUGAACCGCCCAAUUGGAAUGCUCUCGCAUGUCUUGGCCGAGGCCAUUGGUGUAAGGGUUGCCGCUGCUCGUAUCCAAAAGUUCUUGUUAGCGGAAGAAAUUUCUGAAAGCACCGUGGAAUCGAUUAAGUCCUUGCCUGAUGACCCCAGUGUACCACUGAUCCAGGUCAAGGAUGGUGUCUUUGCCUGGGAUCUGGAAGGACCUGUGAUCGAGACAGAGAAGGAACGUAAGGCUCGUGAAAAACUUGAGGCAAAGAAACAGAAGGAGCUUGAAAAAGAAGUCAAAAAGGCCGGAAAGCCUCUCCCUGAAAAGAUCGCCCCCUUUGAAAAGAAUUAUGGACCCACACUCGUUGACAUCAAUUUGGAAAUUUCUCGUGGUGAUUUGACUGCUGUUGUUGGAAGAGUUGGUCAAGGAAAGAGCUCACUUCUGAAUGCUAUUAUCGGCGAUAUGUAUAAACGCCAGGGAUCUGUUAAGGUGUAUGGACGACUGGCUUAUGUACCUCAACAAGCUUGGAUUGUGAAUGCAACUUUAAAGGACAACAUCCUUUUCGGAAACGAGUUCGAUCAGGCUCGGUAUGACCAUGUUGUGAUGUCCUGCGGCCUCUUGCCAGAUAUUGCAAUGUUGCCAGGCGGUGAUCAGACUGAAAUAGGAGAACGUGGUAUUAACUUGUCUGGAGGUCAGAAGCAGCGUGUUUCUUUGGCUCGCGCUGCAUAUGAGAAUGCAGAUGUGUAUCUACUUGACGACCCUCUGAGCGCUGUUGACGCCCAUGUCGAUCAACACCUUUGGCAAAACCUCAUUGGGCCUACAGGCCUGCUCAAGGACAAGACACGUAUCCUUGUUACCCACGCCAUUCACCAUUUGGAGCAUGUGGAUAGAAUUGUUGUGAUGAGGGAUGGAAGGAUUGCAGAGACAGGCGAAUACAGCACUCUAAUGGAUGCCAAAGCGUCGUUGUAUCAACUGAUCACGGAUUAUUCAGUUAACCAGGCCAAGAAGCGAAAUGAGAAAAAAGGGGGUGAGGAUUCUGUAGCGCAAGAUGACGAAGACUGCUCAACACGCGAUGGCAAUGAAAAGGAAGACGAAGUCAAUGUAAAGAAAGAUGACAAGGCUGAACUUGUCUCAGAGGAGAAGAUGGUCUUUGGAAGUGUCUCGUUCAACGUGUAUAAGAUUUAUUGCAAAGCAGCGUCGUAUAAAUGGUCUUUGGCAGUCGUUACUAUGUUUGUUCUUGGCCAAGCUUUUCAGAUUGGCACCAACCUUUGGUUGAAGUAUUGGUCCAGUGUUGCAGGUCAAGGAAACCAUACCGUUGGCGAAUUUCUCGGUGUUUAUGCUGCUCUCAUCUUCGCCUAUAUGAUCGCUAAUGUUGCCUCAGGCUAUACCACUAUGGUUUUGGCUGCUAUCCGCGCAUCGACUCGCCUACAUGAUCGUCUUUUGACCAAGAUGCUGCGUUUGCCCAUGUCUUUCUUUGACACUACGCCUCUUGGCCGUGUAGUCAAUCGAUUCAGCGGUGAUAUCUUCUCAAUUGAUGAGUUGACUCCAUGGAACUUUAUCAACGUCCUUCUUUGCGCCUGCUCUGUUCUUGCUACAAUUAUUGUUAUCGCAACUACAACUCCCGUCUUCUUGGCUCUAGUCCCUCCUUUGGUCAUUGUUUACAUCCUCACGCAGAAUUAUUACCUCAGGACCAGUCGACAGCUCAAGAGAAUUGACUCUGUUUCAAAGUCACCAAUUUAUCAACAUUUCAGUGAGACCCUCUCUGGAGUGACAACAAUCCGUGCCUUGCGCGCUAACGAGCGCUUCAUCAAGGAGAAUGCCAGUAAAGCCGACCAGGCUGCUAAUGCUUUUUUCUCUUGGGUGGUUGCCAAUCGCUGGCUACAGAUCCGUCUGGAGCUCUUGGGUGCAACAAUUGUGUUGGCUUCAGCUCUCUUUGCUUGCCUGAGCAGAAACACAUUGGGUUCAGGAAGUGUGGGAUUGGCUUUGUCAUAUGCCUUAGCUGUCACGCAGGAUAUUACUUGGCUUGUUCGCAGCUAUUGCGAUCUUCAAAAUCAACUUGUUGCUGUUGAACGUGUCGACGAGUACGCCAAUAAGAACCCAGAGGCUCCAGAUGAGACCGAUGCUCCUCUGCCCGAGAAUUGGCCACAACAUGGCCGUGUUGAGUUCCGUAAUUACUCUGCUCGUUACCGUGAAGGAUUAGAUCUGGUAAUCAAGAACAUUUCAUUCACUGUGGAGCCUGCUGAAAAAGUGGGUAUCUGUGGUCGCACAGGCGCAGGUAAAUCAUCUCUUACCUUGGCUUUAUUCCGUAUCAUUGAAGCUGCUAAUAGCCAUUGGGCUAAGGCUAGCCACAAUGGAGUCGAUAAGGAUUUAGACUCAUCUAAGGGAAAAGAGAAGCAGAAGGAGAAAAGAGAACAAGAGGGGGAAAAUGAGAUCAAAGAUCUCGAGAAGGUCGAAGUGGAGGAAGAUGGUGGAUCUAUCUGGAUUGAUGGCGUGGAUAUUUCAACUGUAGGGCUUACAUACUUGCGUCAACACCUGGCAAUUAUUCCUCAGGAUCCCACUCUCUUCGUCGGAACUAUUCGUGAAAACCUGGAUCCUUUCGGAGAGCUUCAAGAUGCUGACUUGUGGGAGGCUUUAGAGCGUGCUCACUUGAAGGAUCAUAUUUCGUCUCUUGCUGGUGGAUUGUCUUUCAAAGUUUCACAGAACGGGGAUAAUUUCUCGGUGGGUCAACGUUCAUUGAUCUGUCUUGCUCGUGCACUUUUGCGCAAGAGCAAGAUCUUGAUCCUUGAUGAGGCUACUGCUGCGGUAGAUGUAGAGACAGAUGAAUUGAUCCAGAAGACUAUUCGUAAAGAGUUCAAGGACCGCACCAUCCUGACAAUUGCGCAUCGUAUCAAAACUAUUAUGGAUUCCGACAAGAUCUUGGUGCUCGAAAAGGGUCGUGUCGAGGAGUACGAGUCGCCAAGAACUUUGCUCCAGCGUCCCAGCUCUCUGUUCUAUAAGCUUGCGCAACAGGCUGGCGAGAUCAAAGAUGCGGACUAA